AUGCUGAAGAACCGAGCACCGGACAAUCAGCUAACCUCCCCCAGCCAGGUUACGGCUUUUUUGAAGGGACAGUAUAAGAGGAUUGCAGAGCUAGUCCGAGACAACCCCAUCCUCGGCGGUCUCGCCACUCCACUGCCCAACUUGAACGCCAAGUCCUUUUCGACCUUCACUGCCACGGAGGAGAAAAAUGCCAACUACGGGGUGAUGGUACUGUCGAAGGUGAUGCCUCACCUGAAAGUGCUGUCUGAUGCACCGUUCCCGGAAGCUCCUGUGCUGCCAACAUCCCUCACAACGCCAGACCGGCCUCAGGUCCAAUACCAGCACGUUCAUCACGAGGCUGGAAAAAGGCGUGGUGAGAAGCGGAGAUUAUUUGUUGAAGAGCCAAAGCCUGUGUCUUCUGUGAACCAGCCCGUUCAGCCCAUGGCGUCGUCCUCCUCCACUCGGCCAAAGCCUGCUGCGCCCACCACCAUUCUGCCAAGGCCUGCUGCGUCCACCCACCUCCGGCCAAAGCCUGCUGUGCCCACCUAUGGAUCCCCCCGUAUCGACAGCACCCAUACUGCUGGUUUUCCCCGCACAGCCGCAGGUUCCCCCGUCUUGUUUCGUGGGCCAUCGUGCAGCCAGGAGCUUUGUACCUCCAGCACCAACAGUCAAGGCAUUCAUGCCAAACAAGUCCUUGCGGCCAUGCAGGGAGAGGCCAAGCUGCAGUGUACGGAUGGAUCUGCAUCGUCUCAGAAGAGCAUCCUGUCCUUUGUCAAAGCUGCUGGUACUUACACCCCUCCUCUGCCCCAGUCUCCCCUUCCUUGUGCCCGUGUGCUGAGGCGUGCGCACAUGAUCAUGGAGAUGGAGAAGAUGUCUGGAGAAAUCCUCUGCAUUGAUGGCACAAAAAAGACAGGUUAUUGA
This is a messenger RNA of Paramisgurnus dabryanus, 900 nucleotides long. Lineage: Eukaryota; Metazoa; Chordata; Actinopteri; Cypriniformes; Cobitidae. The record is from RefSeq and is a predicted model, not a curated record.